This is a messenger RNA of Purpureocillium takamizusanense, 1686 nucleotides long. RefSeq names its product Protein-serine/threonine phosphatase. The record is from RefSeq and is a predicted model, not a curated record. Gene Ontology annotation, cellular component: cytoplasm. Gene Ontology annotation, biological process: peptidyl-serine dephosphorylation; G1/S transition of mitotic cell cycle. Bases 435 to 1571 code for a protein of 378 amino acids. Gene Ontology annotation, molecular function: protein serine/threonine phosphatase activity. NCBI's taxonomy places the organism in Eukaryota, Fungi, Ascomycota, Sordariomycetes, Hypocreales, Ophiocordycipitaceae. The transcript is spliced from 5 exons.
GGGAGACGGGAGAAGCAUCGUCCAACUUCACUCUCCGACACUGUCGCAGCAUCUCUUCAUACAGUACCUCGGAUGAAGCGCCAUCUAUUCGUAUUCAGCGUCUAACAUCAUUUUCAUCGCCUCAGCGCCGCCGCGUCCGGAACCAGGGCAGACCACCCGGAGUUUAGGUACCCAGCAGGCCCCCUGCGCUGUCCCGACAAACUCCCGUCCCGAUCGAGUCCGUCCGACGACACGCCCCCACCCUCGCAGCCAGCACGGGCCAGAGCCUAAGCAUCCAUCGUAGGUACUGCACGCCCCUGGGCUGCCCAGCUUGCCCCGACCACAUCAACCUCCCCUCCACGGGGCCAUCGCCAUCAACCACCCCAGCCGCGCUCCCGCUGGGCUGCAGAUACCGCCCUCGUCUUCGCCUCGCGGCGUGCCCGAGACCCGUCGCCAUGGCGUCCACCGUGCCCCGACCGGGCCCUGCCAACCUCACCCCCAAUGCCGGACUGGACGAAUGGCUCGAGGAGGCCAAGCAGUGCCACUACCUGCCCGAGCGGGCCAUGAAGGAGCUAUGCGAGAAGGUCAAGGAGAUUCUGAUGGAAGAGUCCAACAUCCAGCCUGUGUGCACCCCCGUCACAGUCUGCGGCGACAUCCACGGCCAGUUCUACGACCUCCUCGAGCUCUUCCGAGUCUCGGGCGGGAUGCCCGGCGAGAACAACGUUCAGCCCCCCAAGACGGCCACCACGGUCAUCACAUCCGAAGACAUCGAGCCACCGAAUGCCGCAGCCCGAGCCCCAGCGGCCGACACGUCGACUGCCUCCGCCGGCUCCAGCCCUGGUUCCGGCCCCGUGCCCACGGUGACUUCUUCCCAGAGCGCGGAGAACAGGUUCAUCUUUCUUGGAGACUUUGUGGACCGCGGUUACUUUAGCUUGGAGACGUUCACGCUCCUCAUGUGUCUAAAGGCCAAAUAUCCCGACCGAAUUGUUCUCGUCCGCGGCAACCACGAGUCGCGGCAAAUCACCCAGGUGUACGGCUUCUACGAAGAAUGCCAACAAAAGUACGGCAACGCAUCUGUCUGGAAAGCGUGCUGCCAGGUAUUUGACUUCUUGGUCCUGGCCGCCAUUGUCGACGGCGAGGUGCUCUGCGUGCACGGCGGUCUGAGUCCGGAGAUCCGGACCAUUGACCAGAUCCGAGUCGUCGCCCGCGCUCAGGAGAUCCCUCACGAGGGGGCUUUCUGCGAUCUCGUGUGGUCCGACCCUGAAGACGUCGACACCUGGGCCAUUAGCCCUCGCGGUGCCGGGUGGCUGUUUGGUGACAAAGUGGCGACCGAGUUCAACCACGUGAACGGCCUCAAGCUGAUUGCGCGAGCGCAUCAGCUCGUCAAUGAGGGAUACAAGUAUCACUUCGAAGAGAGUUCGGUGGUGACGGUUUGGUCAGCGCCCAACUACUGCUACAGAUGCGGCAACGUUGCCUCCAUCAUGUCUGUAGACAAGGAUCUGAACCCCAAGUUUAGCAUCUUCUCGGCGGUGCCGGACGACCAGAGGCACGUGCCGGCGAGUAGACGGGGGCCGAGCGACUAUUUCCUGUAAUGAGCGAUGGGACUCUUUCAAGCAUCGGGACGGAUUGGGCUCUAGAUGUACACUAGCACACGGUUGAGAUAUCCAUGACUUGUGAAUGAAUGGCAACGCAUAAUGGUUGUUUGGG